Molecule: messenger RNA, 4127 nt
Organism: Gamsiella multidivaricata
Lineage: Eukaryota; Fungi; Mortierellomycota; Mortierellomycetes; Mortierellales; Mortierellaceae
Product: RecF/RecN/SMC
Exons: 9
Coding region: 145-4065 (1306 amino acids)
Biological process (GO): sister chromatid cohesion
Cellular component (GO): cohesin complex; nucleus; chromosome
Molecular function (GO): ATP binding; DNA binding; ATP hydrolysis activity
Source: RefSeq, a predicted model, not a curated record
UUUGUUUGUUGUGGCCUGAAUACUUUUGCCACCAUUUUUUUACUGCCCUUCUCCACUUCCCUUCAUCCCUACUUCCCUCUCAAUUUCAGCAGCCCGCCGCACUUUCACAGCAAAAGUACUAACAUCGUGUACGCGCCAGGCACGAUGGGGCGUCUACAUCGCAUAGAACUCGAGAAUUUCAAGUCUUACAAGGGCCAUCAAAUCAUCGAACUCUUUAAUGACUUCACUUGUGUUAUAGGUCCCAAUGGUGCAGGCAAAUCCAAUUUAAUGGAUGCUAUAUCGUUUGUUCUUGGAGUCAAAUCGGCUCAACUGCGCUCCAGCCAGCUUCGGGAGCUUAUCUAUCGCGACCGUGUCGAUGAAAGUGACGAAAGCAAUAGAGGUAGGAUUAACGGGUCGUCUCGGCAGCAGCCCGGCAAUGACUCCGAUCCCAGGAAGGCCUGGGUUAUGGCUGUAUAUCAAAACGACGGCGGUACCGAAACACGGUUUACCAGGAGUGUCAAUAUGGCUGGAAUCAGCGAAUAUAAAAUAAACGGAAAGGUCAUGCUCUAUGCAGACUAUGAUAAGGCGCUACAAGAGAUCAAUAUUCUUGUCAAAGCAAGGAACUUCUUGGUGUUCCAGGGCGAUAUCGAGGCAAUUGCGUCGCAGUCUCCAAAGGAUCUUACCAAACUCAUUGAGCAGAUCAGCGGCUCUUUGGAGCUCAAGCAGGAAUACGACCGACUUCAACAGGAGCAGGAGCGCGCUGUCGAAAAUUCCACAUUUAACUUUCACAGGAAGAAGGGAAUUAAUGCAGAGAUCAAACAAUAUCAGGAGCAAUUGGCCGAAGCUGAACGUUUCGAGACACUACAGGCAGAAAAGACAAACUUGUUGGUGACCUACCUUGUCUGGAAGCUGUUUCACAUUGAGCGCAAUAUCACUGAAGCUGAAAAUGUUAUUGCUACAAAAGACACAACCCUCAAGUCCGUACAAAAAGAGCUGGAUGAACUAGAGGAGUCAUUGAAGAACGCCAAGAAGGAACAGGCAGUCGCUCAGCGGGAAGCAUAUCGCAAGGAAAGGUCUAUCGGUAAGCGCGAAAAAGCGCUUAGUGACUUGCAUCCAGAGAGCCUAGGUCUGGACGAAAAGGUAGUCCAUGUCACCAAGAAGAUGAAGUCGAUCAAGGCCAACCGGGCAACAGUCAAGGAGACGUAUGCGGCCCAAGAGGGGAGCGUUGCGCAACAGGAGGCGGAACUGGCUCAGCUGGAGAAGGCCGCUACAAAAUUUGAGCUGGAGGCUAAGGCUCAGGAAAAGGUACGGGGAGUGACGCUUGGCAACGAUGACCUUGCCCUGUACAGCUCUAAGAAGGAGGAAGUUGCACUGCAAACGGUGGCACAGACACAGCAACUGGGCCAGAUGAAGAGAAAUAUUAAGACGACACGCGAAGAAAACAGCCGUUUAAAGGAGUCCAUGACAGAACUGGAGACAAAGAGGAGUAGGCUGGCUGAGCAGGAGGCGAGCUUUUUGGAUCAUCAGCGCAAGGUUGAGUCCCAUAUUGCGAAAGUCUUACAGGAUCAAGCCAAAGUGCAACAGGACUUGUCAAACCUUAAUAAUGAACGACUCAGGAUCGAGAAGACAGAGCUGGAAUUGAACGAAAAACUGACCAGCACGCUCAAUCAACUCAUGGAGGCAAAGCUGGACCAGCGUGAAUCUGAGAAGGAGCAGAGACUCAAAGAAAUAUUGGCAAUGCUCAAGCGUAUCUUCCCUGGUGUCCACGGUCGGGUGACAGACCUCUGCAAGCCUACUCAACGAAAGUACGACGCUGCGAUAUCAGUCAUUCUAGGACGCCACAUGGAUGCCAUUGUUGUUGAUCGUGAGCGAACAGCUAUUGAGUGCAUCCAGCUCUUGCGUGAGCAGCGGUCGGGACAUGCCACGUUCCUCCCUCUGGACACGCUCAUUAUCAAGCCUUUGAACGAUCGCCUGCGAACGUUGGCCAAAGGCUCACGUCUCGCCGUUGACGUUGUGCAAUACGACGAAGUGGUUGAGCGUGCGAUCCAUUAUGUGUGCGGAAAUGCUCUGGUGUGCGACACGAUGGAGGUUGCAAAGCACGUUUGUUACGAUCUCGGUCAGCAAGUCAAGGCUGUUGCACUUGAUGGUACCAUUUUCCACAAAAGUGGCUUGAUCACCGGAGGCCAAAGUGGGGCCGGCUCGAUAACUCGUCGUUGGGAGGAGAAGGUUGUGGAGGAGCUGAAGAAACGGAGGGAUGCCAUGUUGACUCAACUAAAUGAAUUAUCCAAGACUAAGAAGAGAGGCGUGCCCGAGGAAGCACUCAAGAGUGAAUUGGCCGGUAUUGAGAGCAAGCUGCUUUUCUCACGCGAGGAUUUGAGUGCGACCAAGAGAAAACUCAAUGGUGUUCGUGAGGAGAUUAAGCUGACCGACGUAGAGCUUGCGGAAAGGCGACCCAAGGCAGAACAGUCGUCAAGUCAGCUUGCGCGGGAAGAACAGGAGAUAGCGAUGAUCGAGUCAAUUGUUCAUCGGAUCGAGGACGAGAUCUUUACCUCACUCUGUCGCAAAGUAGGGAUGGCCAGCAUUCGAGAGUAUGAGGAGCUGACGUUAAGGCGCUCACAGGAGCUAUCGGAGAGGAGGGCAAAGUUCGAAAUAAUUUUGUCAAAGUUGCGCAACCAGCUCUUGUUCGAGACGGCACAGCGCAAUGAAACAAAGGAGCGACUCUCGCGACUGGAAAACAUGCUGGCGUCAGAAAUGGCAGCCUUAGACGGAUAUGAGAGACAACGGGAUGAAAUCCAGUCGAAGCAGGCUGACAUCCAGCAGGAGAUCGAUAUACUGGGACAGGAACUGGGCGAGGCCAGGUCAGUAUUCCAGAAGCAUACGGACCAGGUCAAUGCUGGGAAGAGACAGGUCGCGCGUGUUAUCAGACAGGUGGACGCAUUGGUGAAGGAGAUCAGCUCCAAGGAAUCGUUGGUAGAGAAGUUAGACUCUGAGCGAUCGUCGAUCUUUAGACGAUGCAAGCUUGAACAGAUUGAGUUGCCAAUGGAAAAGGGAUCUCUGGACGAUGUGCCUUUGGAUGAUAUGGAAGGCUACCGACAACCAUCUUCGAAUGACACGGACAUGGAUAUUGACACGGAGGGAGGCGUAUCCACUCGGUCAUCACAGGGUCGUCGUAGCCAGGAUUGGAAGAUCACAGUUGAUUUCUCAGAAUUGGAUGAAGAUCAAAAGCAAGCAUUGCCCAGCUCCAGCAUGUCAUUGUCGUCUGGUGCAGGCCAUGGAACCGGCACGGUUGGUCUCGAUAUCCAUCGACUGUCAUUGGCCAGCUCUCAGUCAGAGUCUCAACCUUCGAGCGGUGGCACUGGGUCAUCAUCGACGGGAGAGCAAGCUGAGGUGGGCACGAUGGAGCAGAUGGAGAAUGAAUUUUUGGAUCGAUUACGACAGCUUUCGGAUGAAAUUGAUCGGUUGGCGCCGAAUAUGAAGGCGAUUGAGCGACUGGAUGGAGUGGAGGCGCGACUAAAGCAGACGGACAAGGAAUUCAAUGCAGCCCGCAGGAGUGCUAAGACGAUCAAGGAAGCAUUUGGGGUGGUCAAGCAGGAGCGCUAUAGCCGAUUCAAUCGUGCAUUUCAACAUAUUUCUGAGAAAAUUGACGAGAUUUACAAGUCAUUGACGCGAUCGACAGCAUUUCCAAUGGGAGGCACGGCAUAUCUUUCGCUUGAGGGUACUGAGGAGCCGUAUCUUGAUGGAAUCCGGUACCAUGCGAUGCCGCCGAUGAAGAGGUUCCGGGACAUGGACCAGUUGUCUGGAGGCGAGAAGACAAUGGCGGCACUGGCACUGCUGUUUGCGAUCCAUUCUUUCCGGCCAUCACCAUUCUUUGUGCUGGACGAGGUGGAUGCAGCUCUUGAUAACAUGAACGUGGCUCGAAUUGGACACUAUCUGCAGGAGCAUGCAUCGGAGAAUCUGCAGUUCAUUGUGAUUUCGUUGAAGAGCUCGCUGUAUGAGCGAGGACAGGGGCUUGUUGGUAUCUAUCGCGACCAAGGACUGAAUAGUAGCAAGACGCUCACACUUGCGCUCGAUCAAUUCGAGAAGUAAUGCUUUGAGCCAGAAAUAAAGUAGUCUGUUUGCAGCACUUUCAUUGUCGACACCAUUGAUAG